Molecule: messenger RNA, 912 nt
Organism: Penicillium pulvis
Lineage: Eukaryota; Fungi; Ascomycota; Eurotiomycetes; Eurotiales; Aspergillaceae
Product: oxidoreductase, short chain dehydrogenase/reductase family
Exons: 1
Coding region: 1-912 (303 amino acids)
Cellular component (GO): intracellular anatomical structure
Molecular function (GO): oxidoreductase activity, acting on NAD(P)H, oxygen as acceptor
Source: RefSeq, a predicted model, not a curated record
AUGGCAUCUUCAAACGAGAUCACCGAGCGGGAGGCUCUCACCUCCCGUAUUGUCCCCUCGAUGGUAUUCAGCGACGGCAGUCCCUUAUCGAUGACAGCUGCCCCUAAGGUCCAAAUAGAGAGUGAUCCUUCAGUCGGGGCACAAAAGCGCUUUUCUGUCCGAGGCAACGCAGUUGUUACCGGAGGUGCUGGUACCCUAGGACUUCGGUCCUGUGAUGCCCUCCUCGAACAUGGCCUGGAAGGCCUCAUGAUAUUCGAUAUCAACCCGGCCAACUCGCAGAAAGAAAUCGCCCAAAUGCAGUCAAAAUUUCCAAAUGCUAAGAUCGGCACUCAGAAGGUCGAUGUCACCGAUGAAGAAGCCGUUCGCAUUGCGAUGGAGGAGACCGCCAAGCAGCUCGGAUCUAUCGAUACACUGGUCUCAUUCGUUGGCGUGGUAGGAUGUGUUGACAGUCUUGAAAUGCCUAUCGCGCAGUGGCGAAGAAUUCUUGACAUCAACACCACGGGCUCAUUCAUUUGUGCUCAGGCGGCAGCUCGGCACAUGGUAAAGCAAGGAACGGGUGGCUCGAUUACAUUCGUGGCAUCGAUUUCCGCGCAUCGAGUCAACUAUCCCCAGCCUCAGGUUGCAUACAACGUUAGCAAGUCGGCACUUCUGAUGCUCAAAAGCUGUCUGGCUGCUGAAUGGGCUAGGUAUGGUAUCCGUACCAAUACUGUUAGCCCGGGGUAUAUGGACACAAUCUUAAAUGAAGGCGAUGGCAUUGCUGAGCACCGGCGGAUUUGGGCUGAGCGAAACCCCAGUGGUAGAAUGGGAAGUCCGUCAGAGUUGACAGGAACGAUUGUUCUACUUGCCAGCAGUGCUGGCACAUAUAUAAACGGUUCCGAUAUUGUUGUUGAUGGGGGCGCCACUGUACUUUAA